Misgurnus anguillicaudatus (oriental weatherfish) is the source of this 1240-nucleotide messenger RNA. The record is from RefSeq and is a predicted model, not a curated record. NCBI's taxonomy places the organism in Eukaryota, Metazoa, Chordata, Actinopteri, Cypriniformes, Cobitidae.
AAUCUACAGUAAGUUACUGGCAGCUAGUUGCCAGUAACACCCAGAAAUACUUUACAGUGCAGUGGUAAACUCUCGUUUUCUACUGAUAUACUGAUCACAGUAUAUUCACUGGCAUUACAAAAAAGUAAAAAAAAAAGAAUAAAUAGAAUAGACAUAUAUUUGUAUAUUUGAUGUUUUUGACCUUUAAGAUUACGACAACUUACGCCCCUUGUAUUUAAAUUUCCUUUUCUCAUCAAAGCCUCGCCCCCUCUUUUGAUCGUUUAUAUAAAAGCCACUGAAAUGGUUUGUGAUUUUAUUCACCUCCUGACUGACCAAAGAUGGAACUGAAAAUCUUCAUUGUUCUCUUCUGCGCUCUUUUCACUGGAGGAAAUUCACUCCAAUGUUAUGAGUGUUCAGGUAAGAUGGGUUCUUGUGUAAGCAAAGAGAAGACGUGUCAGGACACUGAAACAACAUGUGGAAGUGCAACAACUGUAGUAUCCACUGGUGGCACUGAAGUUAAAGAGCAGUCUAAGGGUUGUAAAUUGAAGGAUAAUUGUAUAAGUGGAUCUGUUAACUUCGGAGUUAAAAGGUUGGUUAUGUCUACAAAGUGCUGUAGCACAAACCUAUGUAAUACCCAAGAUGCCCCAGAUUACGGCUCUAACAGCCCCAAUAAAAACCAAUGUUACUACUGCGAUGAGAAGAAUUGCUUCAACAAAUUAAAAUGUUUAGGAGAUGAAGAACGCUGCUUUACAGGAAAAAAAACUGCUGGGUCUGUGUCUCAGACUGUCAAAGGAUGUGUCUCUAACUCUGUCUGUGAUGCUGCAUCACAAGCGAAUAAAGGUUUCACGAGCUUCUCAUGCUGUAAGGGGAGUCUGUGUAACGGUGCUAAGAGCGUCACACAGAAUCUCCUCUUUCUCUUAUGGCCGCUCUUCUUCUACAUCCUGAUCCACUGAAUUCAGCAGAACUUCACUCUCUACAGCAGUAAUGUGAGAUUAGUAAAAUAAAAAGAUUAUGUUUUAUGAUUUAUGCAGCAGCAACAGCAGUAUGUCACAUAUUUUGGAUUAAUUAAUUAAUUUGGUUUGAUUUAAUAAAGCUUAAUUUUCAUUGUAUUUUUGGUGUUGUCACAGUGGUUUUGGUGAAAAUAUAUAUACUGUAAACAGAAAAACAUGAAAUAAAAUGUAACCCCAUUAUACACUUGUUUUAAGGCAAAAUCUAUCAAUGAUAUUGUAAUAAACACAGUUUCUAAAUGAAGUUAACCAAC